AUGGUCAUCGACUUCAACGAUCCCGCAGUCCUCCUUGCUGCCGAACAGUGCUCCUGUAAGAAGCUGAUUUCCCUGUUCAACUAUGCCGUGAAGAAAAAUCUCACAGGCAUGAGCAUCUCGAAUCUUGAGAUCUUCGCGAGUAAGGUGGCUGAUUGUGAUGAGAUUGACAAUACAGACACAUACUUCUUUGGGAUUCGAUUAAGGAAAUUGUCUCUGUGCCAGGAUCAGUGA
Molecule: messenger RNA, 231 nt
Organism: Miscanthus lutarioriparius
Lineage: Eukaryota; Viridiplantae; Streptophyta; Magnoliopsida; Poales; Poaceae
Source: the annotation of a GenBank genome assembly